CUUCUCACAAGCAAAAACUUCCCAUCACCCCCUUUCUGCUUCUCUACAAAUUCAAAUUUAAAUUUAAAUUCAAAUUCGAAGCCCUCCCUCACUCCCUCUCUUUCUCAGAGAUCUCAAAUCUUUCUUCUUCUUCUUCUUCUUUUUCUUGUCUAUACAUUCUUCUUUUUUCUGAAAACUCCCAAAAUACGAGAGUGAAAACAAUGAAAUCAACUGCAGAAGCCGCCGUUGCCGAGAAUGGCCGGUUUUUGGGGAGCAUUUCCACUUCUUCGCUUCGAAAUCUGCUUCCUAAAUCAAAACUUAAGAAAAGCAUCAAGAAAUCCAACUCUGAAAACACUCCUCCACCAGAUCCCAACAUUAUUCAAAUAAAUAAUUCAGCCCAGUUUUCCCCCAAAUCUCCACUCUCCAAAUCGCUUACUUCUGACUCCUUCGUUAACCCAUCUGACGCUCAUCCCCAAAUUCCGCUUUCUAUGGACUCUUCCGUCAAGAAAGAUAUGGUUGAAUCCGAAGAACAAAAUGGAGAAUUGACGAAUUUAGAUCCAUCCGUCAAGGUGGUAGUGAGAAUUAGACCCAUAAAUGGUCAAGAAAAAGAAGUGGAUCGAACAGUGAGGAAGGUUUCUUCAGAUUCUUUAUCAGUCGGUGACCGCAAAUUCACAUUCGAUUCUGUUCUUGAUGCAAAUUCCAGUCAGGAGAAUGUUUUUCAGCUAAUUGGUGUUCCUUUGGUUAAAAAUGCAUUAGCUGGUUUCAACACUUCAAUUUUGUCAUAUGGACAGACUGGAAGUGGAAAGACUUAUACAAUGUGGGGUCCACCAAGCGCCAUGGUUGAGGACCAUUCACCUGCGAGCCACCAGGGGAUUGUUCCUCGUAUCUUCCAAAUGCUGUUCUCUGAGAUUCAAAGGGAACAAGAGAACUCUGAUGGGAGACAGACAAAUUAUCAGUGUCGUUGCUCCUUUCUUGAGAUUUACAAUGAGCAAAUUGGGGAUUUACUCGAUCCAACUCAAAGGAACCUUGAGAUAAAGGACGAUCCAAAGAAUGGAUUGUACGUUGAGAAUUUGACAGAAGAAUAUGUUUCUAGCUAUGAGGAUGUAACUCAAGUUUUGAUUAAGGGGCUUUCAAGUAGGAAGGUUGGAGCAACAACUGUAAAUUCCAAGAGCUCUCGGUCUCACAUUGUUUUUACUUUUUUCAUUGAAUCUUGGUGCAAGCAGGGAGCUUCAUCAAAAUGUUUCAGCAGUUCAAAAACAAGCAGAAUCAGCCUGAUUGACCUUGCAGGAUUGGAUAGAAACAAACUUGAAGAUGUUGGUAGACAACAUGUACAGGAAGGCAAAAAUGUCAAGAAGUCCUUAUCACAACUUGGGUAUUUGGUGAACACUCUUGCAAAAGAAACUCAACCUGAAAAACCUGAAGAUGUUCCAUAUGGGGGUUCCUGUUUAACACGUAUAUUGAGAGAAUCCCUUGGUGGCAAUGCCAAACUCACAGUUAUUUGCAAUAUUUCUGCAAACAACAGAAAUACAAGUGAAAUACUGAGCACUCUUAGAUUUGGGCAAAGGGUUAAAGCUGUAAGAAACGAGCCAGUAAUAAAUGAAAUAUCUGAAGAUGAUGUAAAUGGCUUGAGUGAUCAGAUUCGUCAACUGAAGGAAGAGCUUAUAAGAGCAAAGUCUGAUGCAUAUAACUCAGUUGGGAGUAAAAGUGGAUAUUUUAAAGGGUGGAAUGCACGUGAAAGCUUGAACCAGUUAAGAAUAAGCCUUAACCGCUCUUUGAUCCUGCCACGCAUAGAUAACGAAUACGAGGAAGAGAUUAAUAUUGGCGAGGAAGAUGUAAAGGAACUACGUCAGCAGCUAGAUUAUUUAGAUAGCUCUUGUGAGACAAACUUAAGAGAUCCAUCGGACAAGAGAGGUUCCAUUCAGUCUUCUGUAAAAGAAAGUUGUGAGACAGACUUGCUGAGUGAAGAUGACAUUCAUUGCCCAAAAGAAACAGAGAUAGAAGAAAUUGAUGAAGUGGAACUUCCUCCCAUGUCCAGUCCUGAACCAGCUGAUGACCUUUCAGUUACAUCUAAAACUUUGAAGGCUGUUGAUCCUUCAAUUAGAAGUAGCAUCUCCAUCAGCCCACAUCGUCGGUCUUCAAUCCUCGAAGAGCCUACAUUGUCUGAAUCUCCCAAAAUUGCAAAUAAUCUAAGGAAAAGCAUGGCUGUUCCAUCAGCACUUUUGGCCAGUCAGAAAAAUGUAUCAGAGAGUUCAGAGUCAGAGGUAUUACGACAGUCGCUCAGAUAUAGUGACCACAUCAGGUCCUCAUUACAUACAAGCAAGACGUUUUUAGGACCUACAGAGUCUUUGGCUGCAAGCCUUCAAAGGGGCCUGCAGAUUAUUGAUCAACACCAGCAUAGUUCAGUUCCCAACAGAUCUUCAGUUGCCUUCUCUUUCGAACACCUGAUGCUGAAACCUUCUCCAGAAGCAGACAAGGCCAAUGCUUCUGUUCAAACAUUACCAAAUGACAAACCAUCUCCUGAUGGCUCUUCUACUCCUGUGUUUUGUUCAUCUUGCCAAAGGAAGUUUGAAAAUAACCACCCUGAUGAGGUUCAGGAUAGCUUGAAGACAUGGAUUGUAACGGUUGAUAACCAACAGAGAGAUGGCGGGAACACAGUGGAAGAAGCCUCCAUAAAAGAGAAAACACUUGAAAGUGUUUGUAAGGAGCAAGCAGCCAAAAUUGAGCAGUUAACCCAGCUGGUGGAAAAAUACAAACUUGAAAGAGAAAUUUCUGCAAUUGAACAUGCUCCUGAGCCUCUGAAGAAUGAAAUAAUACCGUUUGAUGAGCAGUCCAACAACGGUGAAAAUGGAAAAGAAUAUUUUGAUAUGACUGAAAAGGAAGCACUUCUUCAGGAGAUUCAGACAUUGAAGAGUAAAUUGCAGUCAUAUACUGCUUCUCCAUCUCCAAACAAGUCUACUGAAAUACUGAGGUCCUCUUUGUUGUCACGUUCCAUUCAAUUGCGAAAAAGUGUAGACUGUCGUAAUAACAGCGAGGAAGAACUUGAGCGAGAAAGACAAAGAUGGAUGGAAAUGGAAAGUGACUGGAUAUCCCUGACCGAUGAACUCAGGAUGGAUCUGGAAUCUAACCGCUGCCGUGCCGAAAAAGUAGAGAUGGAACUGAAAUUAGAGAAGAAGUGUACCGAGGAGUUAGAUGAUGCUCUUAGCAGAGCUGUCCUUGGUCAUGCUAGAAUGGUUGAACACUAUGCUGAUCUUCAAGAAAAAUACAAUGAUCUGGUUACGAAGCACCAGGCGAUAAUGGAAGGCAUAGCAGAGAUAAAGAAGGCAGCAGCAAAGGCAGGAAGCAAAGGUCAUGGUGCACGUUUUGCCAAAUCCCUGGCGGCUGAGCUCUCAGCUCUUAGAGUGGAAAGGGAAAGGGAGAAAGAACAAUUGAAAAAAGAGAACAAAAGUCUCAGAAUCCAGCUAAGAGACACAGCAGAGGCAGUUCACGCUGCUGGAGAACUCCUAGUUAGGCUGAGAGAAGCUGAGCAAGCUGCCUCAAUUGCUGAGGAGAACUUUAGUAAUGUUCAGCAAGAGAAUGAAAAGUUGAAAAAGCAAGUGGAUAAGUUGAAAAGAAAACACAAGAUGGAAAUGGUGACCAUGAAACAGUACCUUGCAGAGAGCAGAUUGCCAGAAUCUGCACUGCAACCAUUAUAUCGAGAGGAUUCAGAUGUAGCAGCAUCACACAACAGCAGUGCAAUUCCAUAUGAUGAUCAGGCUUGGAGAGCAGAAUUCGGAGCAAUAUAUCAAGAACAUUACUAAUUCAUCUAAAACAAAUCUGACCUUACUUCGGUCAGAAUGAAGAUAUGUAUACCUAUGUUGUUUGUGAGUGUCGGAUACGGGUAUGUAUCUUACACAAUUUAAUUCUUUUAAGAAUGUUUUUUUUUUUUUUUGGUGUGUAAAAGUUACAAGUCAAUUUUAUACCCAUAUCCGGAUAUAUAUAUGUUGGACAUGGGUUAGAGCAAGAGGGACACAUACUACUAUUCUUGUAUUGAAUGCAUCAUCUGAUCUCUAAUAAAUUUUUUUUGAGUCUA
Gossypium raimondii (Peruvian cotton) is the source of this 4048-nucleotide messenger RNA. Its product is annotated as kinesin-like protein KIN-12F. Gene Ontology annotation, molecular function: microtubule motor activity; ATP binding; microtubule binding. Gene Ontology annotation, biological process: microtubule-based movement. The transcript is spliced from 16 exons. The record is from RefSeq and is a predicted model, not a curated record. The coding region runs from base 201 to 3776 and encodes 1191 amino acids. Lineage: Eukaryota; Viridiplantae; Streptophyta; Magnoliopsida; Malvales; Malvaceae.